CAACAACAUCAACCAUUUCAAAGGCAACUUUUCGAAAAGAGCUGUGUUUCCUUCGCGGCCCCCCUUUUUGGGGCACAACUGUCAACCCCAGAUUGAAUCAUGUCAGAAACACCGUUCUCUAUCGCUGAGCCCUCCGGAAAAUACCCCCCCUUCGCCGUGGUGACGGAAAGCGAUCACUCGGCAUGGAUCCUCAUCGCGACACCAUUGUGCCUAUCGUGCAUUUUACUCUUCAGCCUGAUCAACCUCUCCAUUCGGCAAACAAAUAGUGUAAGAGCUGGCUUGGACGAAGCCUGUCUCGCCUCAGCAACAGUACUCGCAUGUAUUCAAUCUUCCGUCGUCUUAGGCGCAUGUGCCAAAGGCCUGGGCAAAUCGAUCGAGCUCUUAUCGGACAGAAGUCUGAUCCAGGUGCAGCAGAUGUACUAUGUCAGCAACCUGCUCUUCGUAGUCUCUCUCGGCUUGUCCAAGAUUUCAGUUGCCUUCCUGCUCUUGCGCUUGACUCCGCAAAAGGGACACAUGCGUAUUUUGUAUGGGAUCAUUACUUUAAUGGCUGUGUGGACGGUGGCAUCAACAUUUACCGUCGCUCUGCAAUGCAAUCUGUCGCGCCCUUGGAUCUUGAUACAAGAAAGUUGCCCUGGAGUUUUUCUGCGACUGAAGCUCAUUUCCGGCUUCGACAUUGCCUUUGAACUCUCCCUGGUUGGCGUGACCAUCAAUCUCGUCUCGGCCCUCCAGGCCGCCCUCGACAUAAAGUGGACGGUGAUCUUUACUUUCAGCAUGCGUCUUCCCUUAAUUAUCGCCAUCGGUUUCCGCCUCGCAACCUUCAAUGUUGCCGGCCUGACUACCAAUCCGACCAUCCUUCAAGCCGAAUAUAUCACCUGGACACAAACAGAGCUUGCGUACUCCAUCAUUGCAGCAACGAUCCCUCGCCUCCGCCCCUUCAUCAAGAAGCUCGCUACCAACUAUGGAGCAAGCCCAGCAAAUGGCUACGGGGCUGGACAUGCCAACGAGACAGGCGGUGAUCAGCAGUCUGGCUCCUUUCAGAUGUUGACCUUAAGGCCCAAGGGCAAGGGCGAUGAGUAUAAUUACCGUAUAUGGUCGGGUGGAGUGCCGAGGAGAAAUAAUGGGGCGAGUGUUGACAGCCAGCGCAUGAUUAUCAAGAAGGAUCUUGUAUGGGAAGUUGACCCUGACCCGAACAGAAGGAUAUGUGUAUAGCAUGUAUAAAAGAAAUAGUUUUGGAUUCCAAUCGUGAUAUAGAGAUAGACAAGACCUGAAUAAGACAGAC
Messenger RNA from Hyaloscypha bicolor E, 1279 nucleotides. RefSeq lists its product as uncharacterized. The record is from RefSeq and is a predicted model, not a curated record. The transcript has 5 exons. Bases 100 to 1209 code for a protein of 369 amino acids. NCBI's taxonomy places the organism in Eukaryota, Fungi, Ascomycota, Leotiomycetes, Helotiales, Hyaloscyphaceae.